UUAUAAGCGCACGCACCACAGCAGCUCUCAAGAGGACAUUACUUUUGUUCAGCACCAUUUGUCUAAAAUAGCAUAAUAUCAUGAAAGUUCUAUUUGUUUUGGCGCUGUUGAUUGCAGCUGCUGCGUCUUUGCCACAAUUUGGUGGCUUCGGUGGCCCUGGAUUUGGUGGUGGAUUCCCCCGUCCAGGUUUUGGUGGCGGCUUUGGUGGUUUCGGCGGACCAGGUGGCGGUCCACCUUUUGGUGGUUUCGGCGGACCAGGUGGCGGUCCAGGUUUUGGUGGCGGCUUUGGUGGUUUCGGAGGUCCCAGAGGUCCCGGAUUUGGUUUUUAAGGCUGAGGCAACGGUUAUUUUAAAAAGCCGACAAUGAAAUUUUGGUUUAAAAUGUUUAUUCAUUUUGCAAUUAAAUUUAGUCAAAGUAUGUGUUUUAUUUUUUUGUUGU
Molecule: messenger RNA, 438 nt
Organism: Bactrocera neohumeralis
Lineage: Eukaryota; Metazoa; Arthropoda; Insecta; Diptera; Tephritidae
Exons: 1
Coding region: 81-329 (82 amino acids)
Source: RefSeq, a predicted model, not a curated record